AUGAGUGACGGCUUCGAAUUUGCCAGAGGAGAGUUCCUAAGCUCUCACGCUCUAAGUGAAAGCGAGGUUCGCACACACGGAUGUUUCGGUAUCUUCCCAGUACGCCGCAACAUCAACCACGAGGUGGGGAAUGAGGUUGCCAGGGACUUGGUCGAGCGAUGGGAUGACGCCGUGAAAGACACCACAACUGAGAAUUUUCACGGUAUUGAAAACAAUAUCUCCGGGUGUUGGGACGCAUUGAUCCUUCCCGAAGCCGAUCCCGAGCGCUUGAAGUACUCGGCCUGGUUCACCCACUUCUUCUUCCUUCUAGAUGACAAGGCAGAGGCCCUUACCAGAGAGAUGGCACAUGGCAAGCUCAACCCUGAAGUUGCAAAGAUAUUUUCCGCCGAGGGUCGUGACGAUCCAAAAGCGCCCUUGGAGAAUGUUCUAGUGCCUGCCAUCCGUGACCUCUUGGCUACGGAUCGCGCAAAAGGCAUCCCUGUUUUGCGAUCGUGGGUCAACUGGCUCCUAACAGUAGAUUCAAAAGGGUUGAACGAUUUCCAGACAAUCCAGGAGUACAUCGACUUUCGUGUUAUCAACUGCGGUCUGCUGACAUAUCCCCCGAUGAUCGAGUACACAAUGAACCUAAACCUUGGGUAUAAUGAGAAGCAGGCAGUCGAGGAACUACAAAUUCUCUCCGUGAUUUGCAUUGGACUCUCGAAUGACUACUGGAGCUGGCCCAAGGAAGCAGCAGACCAUGCUGCGGGCAGAUCCCGACUUAUGAACGCAGUCGCAAUGGUAAUGAAAGAAAAAGGGCUGAGUUCAGAAAAGGCUUGGUGGUAUGUCAAGGAUCUUACCAUAAGUUAUGAGGAGAAGUUGGUCCAGUGCCGCGACCAUUUUCUUGCCAACAAUGAUGUAUCAGAUGACCUGCGCAAAUACAUAGAUGCGCAUCUAUGGAUGGUCGCGGGAAAUGAUCUGUGGGGCUCUACGUGUCCUCGUUACCAUCCGUACUUGCACGUUAGCAGGGACGCAUUCGGGGAGAAGGGAUCGGCACAGUCUGUAGAAGAUAGUUCAUGA
Molecule: messenger RNA, 1056 nt
Organism: Aspergillus melleus
Lineage: Eukaryota; Fungi; Ascomycota; Eurotiomycetes; Eurotiales; Aspergillaceae
Product: terpene synthase family protein
Exons: 4
Coding region: 1-1056 (351 amino acids)
Source: RefSeq, a predicted model, not a curated record